Messenger RNA from Puntigrus tetrazona (Sumatra barb), 1382 nucleotides. Its product is annotated as RNA-binding protein with multiple splicing-like. Lineage: Eukaryota; Metazoa; Chordata; Actinopteri; Cypriniformes; Cyprinidae. Bases 247 to 600 code for a protein of 117 amino acids. The record is from RefSeq and is a predicted model, not a curated record. The transcript has 5 exons.
UCCCCAUAUCGCAAUAUAUUUUGCAUAAAAAUCAAAUAUUGCAAUGUGAAUUUUUUCCAAUAUCGUGCAGGUCCUCAAACCAGUCACGUGGCUGAAAGCUAUGGGUUGGUGAAAAAUUAUGUGAAGAAGAGUUUAAUGAGGAAGCACAGUGAGAAGACAAUCACAACACAUCAAAUGAUCAUAGCACAGCUAACUGACUGCAGAUCAUAUCAAUCUCAUAUCAUAAGAGUGUGAUAUAACAAUGAGAUGUUUGUUCCUCCUUGUCAGGGUGUUCGCUUUGAUCCGGAUAUUCCCCAGACUUUGCGGCUGGAGUUUGCCAAAGCCAAUACUAAGAUGGCCAAGAGUAAACUAAUAGGAAUUCCAAACCCAUCGCCAUCCAGACAGAGUCCUGGCCCGUCCUGUGUCAGUCGAGAGCCCUAUGAGCUGACCAUUCCCGCGCUGUACGCCAGCAGUCCCGAGGUGUGGCCGUCUUACUCGCUGUACCCUACUGAGCUGCCUCCGCCAGCAUACGCUUACAGUUCCUCGCUGCACGCACAGAUUCGCUGGCUGCCGAACACAGACGUGACCAAUCAGGGCUGGAAGAGCCGACAGUUCUGUUGACGUCUAUAUUCUGCAGGUGCACCGGUGACACAGACGACGUUCUCAUCUUUUCUUUCUUUCACCGUUCAUCUGCAUUUUUCUCCAAUCUGUCUUCUGGCAGAUACAGAUACAUGAAACAAGAAAAAAGAAACAAAAAGCUGCUGUGAACAACAGGACAAUCAGAACCUCCACAAGAACAGACCUCGUCCUCAUCCUCAAAUCUUCUCUUCUCUUACAUUGUGAAGUUUAUUGUAGUUGAUCUUAUGUAUGAUUUAUAAUUAUUUAAGAUGUUAUUCUUAUUGGUUCAAUCAGUAAUUACUGUAAGUUUUGAUGGGGUUGAUGCAUGAUGGCUUGCCAAAAAGAUCUCAAUAUUUACACAUUUUUAGAUAUCAAAUUGCAUAUUCUCUUUUUUAAUCAUUAUCAUCAUUAUUAUUAUUAUUCUUAAGGAGCAAAAUAAGUAUUUUUAUAAUGAAUGAAAUGAAACGUUUUCAGUGCCAUUUUAGUGUAACUUCGGUAGCACUUUAUUUUACAGUCCUGUUCCUCAUGUGCAUACUAUGUUCUUAUCAUAGUAAUUACAAUAACUAAUUAAUCACUAGAUACUAACCAUGAACCUCUUCACCCAUCUCUACCCCAAGUAGUUACCUUAUAACUUUUUUCGGUAAGUACACAGUAAGUGCACAUACCAUAAAAUAAAGUGCAGCCGUAAUUUCAAUAUGUCGUUUCUUAUAUGUACAAUUUUUUUUUGAUUGCUAUGAAUGUUUUAUUAAGCUUUCUUAAGCCUGCUUAAAUCAUUAAAAACACCU